UUUAGUGAUUCUUCGCCUGGAGCUUCACAAUUGUUUGCCAGAGCAUUAACAGAUUUUCUGUCUCUGGGCGCAGGUUGCCCCGUCGAUUAAUUCCUGUCCUUUCGUCCUCUAACGCACAUCAAAUAUGUUCAACUUUAAAGCUCCGGCCUCUUCUGGGGCAUCUGGUAAUAACAUGUUCGGAUCUGCUGGUGCUACUUCGAAUACUGGAUCGAAUGGUGGUGGUGGUCUUUUUGGGAACGUAGGAGCAACCACAAGCAGUGGCACUACUACGCCUACCCUUUUCGGAACCAGCUCUGCAACGGGUCAGGGCCCUUCGCCUUUUGGCGCUGGUAGCAGCACUCCUUCGUUUAGCUUUGGAGACCAGAGCAAAACCGGACCUUCUACUGCGCAGCCAUCAUCCCUGUUUGGUGCUGCAUCGCAAACCCCCAAACAGUCGACAGAAGCUCCCGCCUCCGGCCAGACUGCCACCAGCGGGCUGUUUGGUAGCGCAGCAAAGCCUGCAGGUACUCUUUUUGGCAACACUACAACCACUCCUGCGCAAUCCGGUACAACCACUCUGUUCGGUAGCCAGCCAUCAACCACCCCCGCUGGCCCUCCUCCACAGGGAGGUGCUCCGGCGCAAGGACAGUCACUCUUUGGACAAGCGGCGCAAGCACAGAAGCCGGGCGGCAUUUUCGGAUCAGCUACACUUUCGACUACAACCCAGCCUGCGGCUACGUCCACGGCGACUUCCACACCCUCGCUCUUUGGAGGAGCCGCGGCGCCCACUGGCGGCGGUUUUUUCAAACCGGGUGCGGCUACAGAGAAGACACCAGCUUUCGGAACAACACCAUCUUCGACUCCUGCUCUUGGUAGCGGCUUAUUUGGCGAUGCUGGCGCCAGCAAACCAGCUGAAUCGACGACACCGGCGACAACCGCAGCCAGCACUACAAAAGCCCUGUUUGGGAAUGCCCCGGCUGCUGGCGCACAACCGUCUUCGCUUUUUGGCACUCUAGGUUCUGGUGCUGCUACCGCGACGAAGCCUGCAUUCCCAUCCCUUACAGGUACCACAACCGCUCAGACCCUAGCUUCGCCUGCCGCAUCCUCCGCCACCCCUCAGAAGUCCCUCUUCCCUACACUUGGUGGAACGACAUCGUCCGCUACCCCGUCAUCAACACCCGCCGCAGCUGCUCCUUCUGGAGGCCUCUUUGGAGGACUCGGCGCUUCCAAGCCUGCGGAAACCCCGACCACGCAGCCUGCACCCGCUGCAGGUGGACUGUUUAACAAGCCUGCGGGGGCUACAUCUUCUGCUACACCAGCCCCCAGCACAGCUACGGGUGCCACGACCACCACAGCAGCUAAGCCUUCCCUGGCCACAACAACGGGACCUGCGACUUUGACUCCUACCGCGACCGCAGGCACUGCGCCAGCGGCAGCGCCUACUGCGGCUGGCGGCGCGACUCUCGGCGCGUCCACGGCUGGUCCUACCCCUCCAGCCCAGUCACGCCUGAAGAACAAGACCAUGGAUGAGAUCAUCACGCGAUGGGCCACAGAUCUGACGAAAUAUCAGAAGGAAUUCCGAGAACAGGCCGAGAAGGUGGCUGAAUGGGAUCGGAUGCUAGUCGAGAAUGGUACUAAGGUUCAGAAGCUCUAUGGAAGCACGGUAGAUGCCGAACGUGCCACUCAAGAGAUUGAACGCCAGCUUGCGUCCGUUGAGGGCCAGCAGGAAGAGCUGAGCUCGUGGCUGGACCGCUACGAACGCGAGGUUGAUGAGAUGAUGUCUAAGCAAGUUGGACCUGGCGAGAGUCUACAGGGGCCUGAUCAGGAACGUGAACGAACCUACAAACUGGCCGAGAAGCUCUCCGAACGCCUCGAUGACAUGGGCAAAGACCUCUCAAGCAUGAUUGAAGAAGUUAAUAGUGCCUCGGCAACAUUAAGCAAGACCAGUAAGGCCGAUGAGCCGAUCUCUCAAAUCGUGCGUAUCCUCAAUUCGCAUCUCUCCCAGCUCCAGGCCAUCGAUCAAGGCACCACGGAGCUCCAGACCAAGGUUAGCACUGCGCAGAAAGCAGGACGGACCCUGUCGUCGCGUUUUGGACAUGGGUUCAGCACCUCGGGGAUGGGUAAUGGGAGCGCUGCGGAUGACUUUUACCGAUCUUAUAUGGGGCGCCGGUAAUUAGGAAGGAAGGACGAAGUAAAAAUGAAUGGACCGGUCCUGUGCA
Messenger RNA from Aspergillus ochraceoroseus IBT 24754, 2198 nucleotides. RefSeq names its product putative nucleoporin Nsp1. The record is from RefSeq and is a predicted model, not a curated record. Gene Ontology annotation, cellular component: nuclear pore central transport channel; nuclear pore. The transcript has 4 exons. The coding region runs from base 125 to 2152 and encodes 675 amino acids. Lineage: Eukaryota; Fungi; Ascomycota; Eurotiomycetes; Eurotiales; Aspergillaceae. Gene Ontology annotation, biological process: protein import into nucleus; RNA export from nucleus. Gene Ontology annotation, molecular function: phospholipid binding; structural constituent of nuclear pore.